AUGAAUGAUGUUUUCAACAUUGACACAUCUCUCAAUUCAGAUAUCCGGUUUGGAGGCAAGGUUAUUGUUUUUGGUAGUGAUUUUAGACAAAUAUUACCUAUUGUUCCAAAUGGUGGGAGACAAGAGAUUGUUAAUGCCUCCUUAUGUUCGUCUUAUCUGUGGAGUAAAUGUAAAUUGCUAAGAUUAACAAGAAACAUGAGGUUAACGGUUGGAAGAUCUACAGCUGAUGUUGAAGAAAUAAAUACUUUUGCCAAAUGGCUUUUGGAUUUGGGUGAGGGUAACGUUGGUGGUCCAAAUGAUGGAGAAGCAACUAUUGAAAUACCACAAGAUCUUUUGAUUACUGACGCAUCUGAUCCAAUUGCAAGUUUAAUUGAUUUUGUUUAUCCAUCAAUCUUGGAAAAUGUAGACGACCAUAACUAUUUCAGCGAGCGGGCUAUACUUGCACCUAAAAAUGAUGUUGUUCAUGAGAUUUAUGACAGGUUGCUAGCAAUGUUUCCUGGUGAAGAAAAAGAGUAUCUUAGCUCUGACAGUCUUUGUCCGUCUGAAGAUGUAAAUUCUACACAACAAAGAAUAUACUCUCCGGAUGUGCUCAAUGGUCUUAAAAUAUCAGACUUACCAAAUCAUAGGUUAAUCCUUAAAGUUGGUGUUCCAGUAAUGUUAUUACGAAAUAUUGAUCAACGGAAUGGAUCAACGGUACAAGGCUAUAGGUAA
This is a messenger RNA of Helianthus annuus (common sunflower), 711 nucleotides long. RefSeq lists its product as uncharacterized. The record is from RefSeq and is a predicted model, not a curated record. NCBI's taxonomy places the organism in Eukaryota, Viridiplantae, Streptophyta, Magnoliopsida, Asterales, Asteraceae. Gene Ontology annotation, biological process: DNA repair; telomere maintenance. Bases 1 to 711 code for a protein of 236 amino acids. The transcript has a single exon. Gene Ontology annotation, molecular function: DNA helicase activity.